UUCUGAUACAGUAUAUUCCGUUGUUUUGAUGUGAGAAGAGCCUUUGUUUUUUGUAAUCGACGAAUUGCUACACUAGUAAUCCGAUAUUCUGUAUUACUAACAUUUCGCUACUCGUUUUUUUCUCUACCCGAUCGAGUCGCUUAGAACCGAGCGACUUGAUCCCGCAAAUACAAAUCGCUUUGUGAAAUCAGGUCAAAAGGGAUGCCGCUGCAGAUAGACUCCGACGGACGCCAACAGUCUUUGGAUUUAAUCUCAUCGCAUAUAAUCGGGGAAAGCAGCUUCUGCAUAAAAUUAAAAGGCCUCAGAAUAAUUCCUGCUCGACCGAGUGUUUCUGAACAACACCAGAGCUCGAGUUCACAUUAAAGAAGGCUCGGUAGCGGACACAGAAAAGAGGCGUAACAAUUAGCAAGUGCUAGCGCUAGCAGAGCAACAACAACAGCGAUUCGAGCGAAGGGUCGAUUUUUCCGUAAGUUGUUCGGUUUAGAGGCCAGCUUUUUUUGCUGUAUUGGAUUUUAAAGCUUUUGCCGUGUGACUGUGGUGAGAACGCUUUUGUCGCCAUGAAGCUGUUGGAAAACUCAAGUUUUGAAGCUCUCAGCUCCAGACUUUGCGUCGAAACUGGAGAAUCUCGCAUCAUUGGAAGGAUCGAGAGCUACUCCUGCAAGAUGGCAGGAGACGAUAAGCACAUGUUUAAGCAGUUCUGCCAGGAGGGGGAGCCCCACGUCCUCGAGGCUCUGUCCCCCCCUCAGUCCACAAGUGCUACAAGCCCCUCACAGCUGGGAAAGAGCAGUGAGGAUGGAGAGAACCCUCUGAGUGACAAGUGUUGCAGGAAGACACUUUUCUACCUCAUCACCACGCUGAACGAGUCCUUCCGGCCGGACUAUGACUUCAGCGCCGCUCGCGCCCACGAGUUCAGCCGAGAGCCCAGCCUCAACUUUGUGACGAAUGCAGUCAACGGGAGCCUGUUUUCUGUGGUGGGGGAGGAGUUUAACUCUCUGGGGCCUGAGCUGUGGAACGCCAUCGACCAGGAGAUCGCCCUGCAGAGCUGUGACAUUUACAGCUACAACCCAGAUCUGGAUUCUGACCCGUUUGGUGAAGAGGGGAGCCUCUGGUCGUUUAACUACUUCUUCUACAACAAGAAACUGAAGAGGAUCGUCUUUUUUACAUGUCGUUCUGUCAGUGUCCUGAGCGGCUACGGCUCUGGAAGUCUGGAGCUCGAGCUGGACAUGGAGCUGGAUGACGAAGAGGAGAUGGACGGCUUUUCUAUGGACAGGUGCCCCAGAGCUCUGUGUGUGUAGAUUCUGGAUUUGAAGAACAUCCUUUUCUCCAUUUUUCUUCUUUUUUUUUCCCCCAUAAAUUGUGAUCUAUUUGCUGCCUGAUCCAAAGCCAUUUAACUGGACUAAUGCAUGCUUCACAGCCAUUUAUAAACUAAUGUGAUGGACAUUUGGUGAAAAUGCCCCAGCGGGACACAACCUUCCCCCACAUUCUUCAGGAUUUUUUGUUUUAACCUGAAAGUUUCUAAACGGGACGGAGCCGCCAUCUUCAGACGUCCAGAAAACACCAGCAACAGAAGACACAAUUUUCCAUGCGACAAAGAGGCUCAUGGGAAACUUACUUACUGGACAGAUGAGCGCGCGAGCGUCCGCUCUUGAACUUAUCUACUUUGUGUUUUCUGUGAUGUUGGUGUUACUGUGAAUUUUCCUUUUUCUUGCUGAGAUCUGUUUAUGGUAGCAAGUGUUUUGACCUGUUGGAGGUCAGCAGGAGGACACUCCUCACAUCCCAGUUGCAGCUUGGACACAUAUCAGCUUUUAUCUGGUGUUUUGUCUACUCUUCGUAAACGUCUGUGUGCUGUUUUUAUGUUUUUGUCUUUGAAAGUGGAAUGUUUAUAGGACAGAUUAAAAGACAAAAAAAUGAUAUUUCAUAUAAAAGUACUGAUUCUUUUCCUUGAUUUGAAUGUAAAUAAAAGUGAAAUAUAUAGUGUA
This is a messenger RNA of Oryzias melastigma (Indian medaka), 1979 nucleotides long. It is a transcript of the gene maf1b, whose product is annotated as MAF1 homolog, negative regulator of RNA polymerase III b. Gene Ontology annotation, biological process: negative regulation of transcription by RNA polymerase III. The record is from RefSeq and is a predicted model, not a curated record. Gene Ontology annotation, molecular function: RNA polymerase III core binding. The coding region runs from base 558 to 1295 and encodes 245 amino acids. Gene Ontology annotation, cellular component: nucleus. Lineage: Eukaryota; Metazoa; Chordata; Actinopteri; Beloniformes; Adrianichthyidae. The transcript is spliced from 8 exons.